AUGUUUUGUCCAGACUUUUUAGAAUUUCAGGACGUUUUAAAAAAGAUGCGUGUACUUGACGAUAAAAUUGUAUAUGCAUUAAAUACAUCGAUACCGACCGAAUCAUUCAAAUCUAAAGUGGAUCCGGCUGUAGCUUGCGAGGAUUUAUUUAAUCAAAUACAGAAAGGUCAUAGCGAGAGAGAGAAUAUAAUUAAAAACUGUAUAAUGUCUACAGCUGAGACUGUCAAGAAAUUGAAGGCAGUGAAAGAAAGUUCUCCCAAUGAUAUUGAUGUAAUAAAGAAUCUUAAAAGUGAACAACGAAAGUUACGUCUAUUGCAAACCGAAUUAAGUGUUGAAGAGGUGAUCAAUGAAAAGACUAGCAAAAUAUUUAAUGAACAAUGUAGAGCAUAUUAUAAACCGGCAAAUUUAUGA
This is a messenger RNA of Danaus chrysippus (African queen), 411 nucleotides long. The record is from the annotation of a GenBank genome assembly. NCBI's taxonomy places the organism in Eukaryota, Metazoa, Arthropoda, Insecta, Lepidoptera, Nymphalidae.